AUGGACUUUUCUGCAACAGUGAUCCUGGCAGGGCUAAUCUUAUCUCUGCUCUGGUUGUUUAUCUUCAAAAGCAGUAGGAAGUAUUGUUUGCCUCCAGGACCCCUUGCGCUGCCUCUCAUAGGAAACCUGCCACAACUUGACAAAAAAGCACCUUUUAAAAGCUUUCUCAAGUUUAGUAAAACUUACGGUACUGUGAUGACAUUGUACCUGGGCUGGCAGCGGUUGGUCGUACUGGUAGGUUAUGAUGCCGUGAAGGAGGCUCUGGUAGAUCAGGCAGAUGACUUCACAGCCAGAGGGCCACUUCCAUUUCUGAUCAAAGCUACAAGGGGCUACGGUGUGGCGAUCAGUAAUGGGGAACGCUGGCGCCAGCUUCGACGUUUUACGCUGACAACCUUAAGAGACUUUGGGAUGGGACGCAAGGGGAUGGAAGAGUGGAUCCAAGAGGAGAGCCAGCACUUGAGGGCCCGCAUAGAUACAUUCAAAGCCGCGCCAUUUGAGCCCACGUUCUUGUUGAGUCUCAGCACGUCCAAUGUGAUCUGCUGCCUGGUGUUUGGCCAACGCUUCAGUUAUGAGGACAAGAAGUUCCUGUCCCUUCUGCAGAUAAUCUCAGAAACCCUUAAAUUUGGCAGUAGUCCCUGGGGUCAGAUGUACAACAUCUUUCCCCGGCUCAUGGAGCAUCUGCCCGGCCACCACCACUUUGCUUUCAGCCAAAUUGAGAAGUUGAGAGAUUUUAUCAACAUGAAGAUCCAAGAGCAUAAAGACACACUGGACCCCAGCUCCCCGAGGGACUUCAUUGACUGCUUUCUCAUCCGAAUGAAUCAGGAAAAGGACAUUACCACGACAGAGUUCAACCAGGAAAACUUGAUCUCGACGGUGUUGAAUCUCUUCCUGGCAGGAACGGAAACCACCAGCUCCACCAUUAGAUAUGCCCUCAGUGUGCUGAUCAAAUACCCAAAAAUACAGGAGAAAAUGCAGCAGGAGAUUGACACCGUGAUUGGACAAGGUCGUAGUCCCACCAUGGAGAACAGGAAGUCCCUCCCUUUCACUGAUGCAGUCAUCCAUGAAGUGCAGCGCUUUCUGGACAUUGUCCCCUUCAGCCUCCCUCACUAUGCACUCCAUGACAUCUCUUUCAGGGGUUACACAAUUCCCAAGGACACUGUGAUUAUUCCCUUGUUGCACUCUGUGCUGAGAGAGGAAAAGCAAUGGGCGACUCCCUGGACCUUCAACCCCAAGCACUUCCUGGACCAGAAUGACAAGUUUAAGAAAAAUCCUGCUUUCAUGCCGUUUUCUGCAGGGAAGAGAGCCUGUGUUGGCGAGUCUCUGGCUCGUAUGGAGCUUUUCAUCUUCCUCGUGUCACUGCUGCAAAAUUUUACUUUUUCCUGCACUGAAGGUCCCGAUAGUAUCAACCUCCUUCCAGAGUUCAGCAGCUUCGCCAAUCUGCCUCGCGCUUACCAGAUCAUUGGCACCCCGCGGUGAGAACAGAAGGUCCAUUCAGACUCAGUCCAGCAUCGCUUGAAGCACGAGUAUACAACAUACAUUGCUUUAUUGGGACCCCGCAAUGUUAUUUGUACAGAUGAUGUUUGCCGUUACCUGGCUGAUAUAGCAGACAAACAGAUUUAAGGAACAGCUUCUCUCCAAGGAUAAUUAUGCAUCCUCUUGUCUUCUGCUUUGGUUGUCUUAUGUUUUUCUUUUUGUAUAUCUUUUAAAUCAAUUCUUGGUUCCUGUGUUAAUU
Cottoperca gobio is the source of this 1732-nucleotide messenger RNA. RefSeq names its product cytochrome P450, family 2, subfamily Y, polypeptide 3 (gene cyp2y3). The record is from RefSeq and is a predicted model, not a curated record. NCBI's taxonomy places the organism in Eukaryota, Metazoa, Chordata, Actinopteri, Perciformes, Bovichtidae. Gene Ontology annotation, biological process: xenobiotic metabolic process. Gene Ontology annotation, molecular function: heme binding; oxidoreductase activity, acting on paired donors, with incorporation or reduction of molecular oxygen, reduced flavin or flavoprotein as one donor, and incorporation of one atom of oxygen; iron ion binding. Gene Ontology annotation, cellular component: cytoplasm; intracellular membrane-bounded organelle.